UGAAAAGACUUAUGAUCAUGUGGAUUGGGUUUUUCUAGACCAUCUAGUUGAAAGGAAGGGGUUUAGUUCAAGAUGGAGGACUUGUAUGGGAGGUUGUUUAUCCGUAGUUGCUUUUGCAAUCCUUGUGAACGAUAAUGCCAAAGGUUAGGUCAAAGCUUUUAAAGGCCUAAGAUAAGGAGAUCACUAUACCCUUUCCUCUUGACCAUUGUAGUUUAGGUGUUUAGUAAGAUGAUGUUGGGGGCUAAGGAGAGUACACUAUUGGAAGGCUUCAUUGUAGGUAGGAGUAGGACUAGUGUCCCAUUUGCAAUUCACAGAUGAUUCCAUUUUCUUUUCUAGAGCUUGUUCGGAAGAAUUGCACUCUUAAAAUGAUUUUAUUAGUAUUUAGGCAUAUAUUUGUACUUAAGGUCAAUUAAGAUACGAGUACUCUUUUUGGCAUCAACAUUGAUCAAGAUCAACACACUAGAAUGGUAUCCUUGCUUGAUUGCAAAGCCUCUGAUCUGCCUCUUCCUUACUUGGGUCUUCCACUAAGAGAAACCCAUAGGCAUGUGUUUUUUAGGAUCUAAUGAUUGAGAGAAUUUUUCAAAGAUUAGAUGGGUGGAAAAAAGGCCUAUUUGUCAUUUGGUGGAAGAAUAACUCUUAUUCAUUCGUGUUUAUCCUAUAUUCCUAGCUAUUUUCCCUCCAUGUUCAAAAUCCCUUUUUUAGUGGCAUUAAAAAUUGAGAAAUUGUAGAUGGAUUUCCUUUGGUAGAAGUUUUUUUUUGAUAGACAAAGAGAAAAAUAAAUUAAAACACGCCAAAACAGGGGGCGCUCCCUACGUACACAAGCAGUAUACAAAGAAAGCCAAAACAAGGCAACAAAAGAAAGAAAAAACCUAAAGAGGAAAAAGCUAACCAACAAGUCAAUCACCCAAAAAAUUCAGAAAAGAGAGAGUCCAAGUCCAAAAAUUGUUGAGACCACUCAAGAAGAGACCAAAAAAAGAGGUUCCUCAAGCAAGUAUCUGACAUCUCUUCCUCUUGCAACAUUCUUCAGUUUCGCUCUCCCCAAAUACACCAAAAAAGACAAAUAGGCGUCAAUCUCCAAACUGCUUUCCUUUUCUUCCCUAGCCCCUUAACUUUCCAUUCUAGAAGCAAAUUUUUCACUGAAGCCGGGAACACCCACACCACCCCAAAAGAAGAAAGCAACAUUCUCCAAAGCUCCCUUGUCUUACCACAAUGAAUUAGGAUGUGGUCCACCGAUUCCUCAUUCUCUUUACAAAGACUACAUCUAUUAACUAUAGACCAGCCCCUCCUUUGGUAGAAGUUGAGGAGCACAAGAGAGGCCAUCUCAUUAGUUAGGACUUAGUGUGUAAGUCUAAGGUGGAAAGGGUUUGGGGUUUGGGAAGAUUUCUUUAAAGAAUCGUGCUCUAUUAGGGAAAUGGCUUUGGAGGUUUCCUAGGAAAAAAUUUGCUCUUUGGCAUUAUGUUAUUCUAAGCCUUUACAAGCCACAUGCUAAUGAAUGAGAUGUCAACACUACAAUCAGGUGAUCAUGUCAUUGCUCAUGGAAGGCCAUUGCUCAAUUCUUUUAGGAUUUUAUCAGAUAUGUUCAGUUAGUGGUGGGAGAUGAGGCAAGAAUCCAUUUUUGGGAAGACUUAUGGUACUGAUGAUGAUCUUCCUCCAUCACAUCAAAAUAGAGGUUCAAGAGGAGGUCGUGUUGCAGGAAAUGGAAGAUCUGUUGUAGGUUCUGCCCCAUACCCUAGGUUGCAUAGUGAUAUGGAGACCCAGAUUCACCACCUUGAGCAAGAAGCCUACAGUUCUGUUUUGAGAGCUUUUAAAGCUCAGUCCGAUGCCAUUACUUGGGAUAAGGAAGGUUUAAUAACAGAACUUAGGAAAGAGCUGAGGGUAUCUGAUGAUGAACACAGAGAGCUUCUGGCCAGAGUUAAUGCUGAUAACAUAAUUCAGAGGAUAAGGGAAUGGAGACAGGCAGGUGGGCACCAAACUGCUAUGCUCAGCAUGUCUCAGCAUGCUCAUGAUCAAAUACCUAGUCCUACUGUUUCAGCAUCUCGCAAGAAACAGAAGCUAUCUCAAUCGGUACCUUCUCUUUCAUUUGGUGUCUCAUCACAAGCUUUACACCCUCAAUCAGUAGCUCCUGCAUCAGUGCAGCCAUCGCCAUCGACCAUGAAACGAGGACCUACAUUAGGUGGCCGGGGGAAAAAAUUUAAACCAGGUCAACCAUUUCCUGGUUUAUCCUCAGUGAAGUCUAUGCAAUACCAUUCAAGCAUUACUGCAGGAAGGGGUCAAUUUCGCACUUCUUCUGGCACCCUCACAACAAAUGAACCUGCUGAGCCUGGAACAUAUGAUCCAUUAAUUGGAAGGAAGGUGAUGACUCUAUGGCCUGAAGACAACAACUUCUAUGAGGCUGUAAUUACUGAUUACAACCCUCUUGAGAUUUCUCCUGAGGACAUCCAAUGGGAAGGGGAGGAUCCAGGAAUAUCACGUCAAGGAGGGCGUGGCGGACAAGGUCGUGGUGUUAAGAGAUCCACAAGCCGUGGUGUUGCUCUUCCAAGUGCUGGAAGAGGGAGAGGAUCCACAAAGGUUCAAUCCAAUAGGGAAUUCCCUCCAUCUCAAAAUGGGAUUGGGAAGAAAGUUUCAGAUUCGGAUGAUAUUGAAAUAUUUCACACAGAUACACUAAUAAAGGAGGUUGAGAGGGUAUUUGGUGCAAGUCAUCCUGAUCCUGUUGAGCUUGAAAAGGCAAAGAAAAUGCUCAAAGAGCAUGAGCAAGCAUUGGUUGAUGCAAUCUCAAGGCUUGGGGAUGCGUCUGAUGGUGAAAGUGAUGAAGAGCAGCCUCUCUCACGUGGGCAACGAAUGGACCGAGAACAGGGAUGGAGGACAGGUGGUGGGGGUGAGAUGGCUGGAGGAAUGCCUGAUGGUUCUGAGGGUGGUGAAAGGAUGGCAGGGGUGGGCAGAACCGCUUCAGAUGACCAACAAGAUAAUGAUAUUGAUGACAUCUAAUUUCAUUUAUUUUUUGAUAAUUUACUUUUGCCUAGUCAGUUAGGUUUCUUUGGCUAGAAAAAUCUUUUUUUACUUGUAACAAUCCCUUGCUCUAACAUAUGCAUGUUCUGGUUUUUGCCGAAAGGAUAGAAAGUUGUAGGCCAUGCAAUUUAAUGUAAAACUAAUUAUUAUGUCAGUGUUAUUGCGUGAAACAAUGUAAAAUUUUUGUGGGUAUGAGGCUCUGCCUUGGAGUUGCAAAUUGCAUUCGAA
Molecule: messenger RNA, 3234 nt
Organism: Vitis vinifera (wine grape)
Lineage: Eukaryota; Viridiplantae; Streptophyta; Magnoliopsida; Vitales; Vitaceae
Product: protein EMSY-LIKE 3
Exons: 9
Coding region: 1597-2985 (462 amino acids)
Biological process (GO): defense response to fungus
Cellular component (GO): nucleus
Source: RefSeq, a predicted model, not a curated record